AUGGGAGACGUACAGGCAGGCAAUGCGACGCCAGCGGACGCUCCAAAGCCAGCGGAGCCAGAACUCCCCAAAUUGAGCGCGCACGAGUUCAGGCAAUACAAUCGUUUGGCCGAACACAUGGACAUGUUCCACAACAACUUCCGUAAUUCUUGGACGAUCAUGUAUACGGCUUGUGAAAAUAACAAGCGUCCCUCGGGCAUGUCCAUUCGACAGUUCAUUGGGCUCGGUCUCGACUUCUGCCACCACCUGGACAUACACCAUAAUAUCGAGGAGCGCCACAUUUUCCCCAUCUUGGCCAAAAAGAUGCCUGCUUUUCGCAAAGAGCUAGAGCUUUUGACUCAGCAUAAGCAGAUCCACAAGGGGCUGGAGAAGCUGGAACAGUAUCUUGAGGAGUGCAGACGCGGCGAGAAUGAGCUCAGGAUGGAUAAGAUGAAGGAGAUCUUAGACUCUUUCGGCAAAGUCUUGUGGCAACAUCUAGACGAGGAGGUCAAGGAACUGGGUGCGGAGAACAUGCGCAAGUAUUGGACCAUUGACGAAGUCAGAAGAAUACCCAUGUAG
Molecule: messenger RNA, 558 nt
Organism: Lasiodiplodia theobromae
Lineage: Eukaryota; Fungi; Ascomycota; Dothideomycetes; Botryosphaeriales; Botryosphaeriaceae
Product: DNA polymerase kappa
Exons: 2
Coding region: 1-558 (185 amino acids)
Source: RefSeq, a predicted model, not a curated record